Molecule: messenger RNA, 1014 nt
Organism: Populus nigra (black poplar)
Lineage: Eukaryota; Viridiplantae; Streptophyta; Magnoliopsida; Malpighiales; Salicaceae
Product: protein RDM1
Exons: 3
Coding region: 300-827 (175 amino acids)
Cellular component (GO): nucleus; RNA polymerase V complex
Source: RefSeq, a predicted model, not a curated record
GAGUUGUGCAAUGGGAUCCAAUUGAGAUAUGCUUGUUUGGCGAUCCAAUUGAGAAUUGGUUUAUAACCUGGGGAUGAACAUGUCGUUUUCAAGAAAAAGCCCUUCGUGGUAAUGGUAGUUUCUAGUUCUAGGGCUUCUAGCAAAGAGCUCAAACUAAGAAGUACCAGCCGAAACGCUCUCUUUCUCCGUCAAGCUAGUAGAAAUUUAACGGUAUUUUUUCUCACUUGCGAUUACACAAUCCUCCAAAAAGGCCAAAAGGGCAAUCCGUGUUGUCUGCUCAGGGUUACAUUGUAUGUGACAUGAAGAGGACAAUACCAUGGACUGACCCGGUUGAUGUUAUAUCAUCGGAUGAAUCUUCUUCCUCGGAUUCAGAGAUAGAGCUUAAUGAUGGACUUGAUGGCCAGCGGUUAUCCAAUUAUGUUACAAUCGAUCAACCCUUCAAAGAAAUGACAUCUGAGGGUGUGUUGAUUAGAAGGGCAGAAAUGUAUCAAGAUUACAUGAGGCAUAUCCCUAUCCCAGUACAACGUGGCUCUGCCAUCCCAUUUUCCUCAUGGGUGGGGUUAGGCAAAUCCAUCAAGCAACUAUAUCAGCAGCCCUUGCAUUACCUCACCAACAUUCUUCUAAAUACAUGGGAUCAACAACGAAUUGGCAGUGAGGACGAGCAUAGGCCCUUGGAUAUCAUGAUUCAUCCUUGUAAAGCUGAAGCCACCAUCUGGCUUGUUGAAGAAGUUCACAGGCGCACAUCAUCACAUCAUCACGUGGCUAAAAUCUGGCAAUCUGACCCAAUGCACCAUGCUUUUGUAGACUCCAUUUUCCCAAAGUUAUGAAGCACAUCUCGACUUUAAGCUUGAUUUUGUUGGAUGUUCCCUGAUUGCUUGGGCAAGAGCUAUGAACUGUAUAACCUGCAUCUGAAAUGGCACUGAAACUUCUCUUAUGGUUGUUCCUUUAUUGUUAUUUUUUCUUUUGUAUAAUUGUCACGUGCAUAAAUAGAUAUAUUUAGCUUUCUUUUUUUCA